This is a messenger RNA of Hymenoscyphus albidus, 1027 nucleotides long. NCBI's taxonomy places the organism in Eukaryota, Fungi, Ascomycota, Leotiomycetes, Helotiales, Helotiaceae. The record is from the annotation of a GenBank genome assembly.
AUGUCCACUGAAGUGGGUACGACAAGUACGCGCCGAAGCGCAACGGGAUAUCUGCCAAUCGAGAAUUAUGGAUUGAUUUGGAAUAUGCGAACUUGCGCAUUGGUGGGUAUCGAUGGUAGUAUAGAUUUUAUGUGCUGGUAAGCUUUCCUCAUGGUUUGCAGUACUUCGCAGGCUUCAAUUAGAACUCUUGAGGGAUGCGACUGAUUAAUGACACCCCCACAGGCCUGAUUUUGAUUCCCCUUCAAUAUUUUGCAGACUCCUCGACAAAGAUAAAGGCGGCUAUUUUAGUAUUUCACCUACCAAUAAUACGACCUUCACCACGAAGCAGCGAUACCUUCCAUCCUCGAAUAUCUUGCAGACACGAUACAUAUUGGAGGAGGGGGUUAUUGACUUGAUUGAUUUCUUUCCACGUCCAAAGGAGUUGCAUGUUGUCGCCAAACUCCCAAAGCAGACGCCGUUUUGUGAGUCUGUUGCCGUCCAAGACGUAUUGAAGAAAUGGCUGGUGAGAAGGGUGGAGUGCAUUCGAGGCAAACUUGAUCUGGGUACGUACUCUAUUGAUACCCUGAAUGACACAGCUUAGCUUCAUUAUAACCUUACUGAUGUCGGAUGUCUAGAUGUUGAGAUUUUCCCGGCUUUCGAUUAUGCACGAGGAGAACAUACCACCGAAAUCCUCCUUCCUAACCACCCCCCUGGAAGCCUCGAAAGCAAAACCGUCGUAUUUGCAUCCGAAAAUACCAGACUUCAAUUGGAUGUUACCAUCGAUCGUGGCGAGGAAGAUGUCAAAUUUUGUCCCACGGUUAUCUUUACCAAGAAACAAAAACCACACAUGAAGGGUGAUGGGGUAGUUGCACGCAUACGGUUACAAGAAGGCCAAGCUAUUUCUUUUGUUCUUAGAGAUGAUAUGCCAAAUCAUGUCACGCCAGAAGUACGACGGAAGUGCUGGAUCAACAACAACAAUCAACCCAAGAUUAUUGGUUCAAUUGGAUUUCGAAGAACAAAUACAAAGGUCGAUGGAGAGAAGUCGUGA